This is a messenger RNA of Fraxinus pennsylvanica, 798 nucleotides long. NCBI's taxonomy places the organism in Eukaryota, Viridiplantae, Streptophyta, Magnoliopsida, Lamiales, Oleaceae. The record is from the annotation of a GenBank genome assembly.
AUGGAGCUCGAUAUACAAAAGUUCUUGCAGAAUUCUGGCCUACAUCAUUUUGAGUUUCCGCACUUCCCUACUUCAUACCUUCGUCUUGCGGCACAUCGUGUUGCUCAACACUAUGGUCUGCAGACCAUGGUUCAGGACAAUGCUGUAGAUGGUCAGGGAACCCGGAUUUUGGUUUUAAAGAAGCCAGAAAGUAAGUUCCCUGCUGUUCGUUUGUCAGAUGUACCAGCUAGACAGUCUGAAACUGAUGAACUUGAUCAAAUCAAGAUUGUCUUAAAGCCGAGGCCUUCUAAUGCUUCAUCCAAUGAGGUCAAUGGACUAGGGCAUAAAAGAAGUCCUGUAAGAACAGUGGACGAGAGGAAGGAGGAGUAUGACAGAGCUCGAGCUCGUAUUUUCAGCAGUCCAAGUAGUUCUGAGUCAGAAGAUGCAUCAGGAUGGGUUACUUCUGAUAGGAAGAGUUUGAAUAUGGGCGAGAAUGAAGUUUCAAUGAACUUGGUAGUUGAUGGCGAGAAAAGUCUGGGCAGCAGGGAAAUUGGUGCUUCAUCUAGAGUAGCCAUUUUUAGGGACAGGGAGAAGGACCGCACUGACCCUGAUUAUGAUCGAAGUUACAGGAGGAGCCCCAUUAUGAGCCCUUACCAUGCAAUGGGAUUGAAUCAGACUUCUAGGGAUGCUUUAUACAUGCAGUGGCCAACCCAGUCGAUGAUGUAUGCACACUCAUGUGAUCACAUGAGGCAGACCUUUUUUCAGGCUCCCUUCUAUCAGCAGCCACUAAGUUUUGACUACUCCCAGAACCAUCCAUGA